UCCGAGCCGUGCACUCCUAGCCCCGCUCCACCUCCUCCUCCUCCCGCUCCUGCUCGCUCGGGCUCCGGCGCCGGCUCCGGCUCCUCCCGGCCGCCCGGGGCCAGGGCGACGUGAGGUUGUAAAAAUCCAUGUGGGACAGCCCCGGGGCGAGCAUCGGAAAGUUUGGCUGUCAAUUUGGAUGUGGCAGUGGGGUCGAGCCAGAUCCUUUCCGGAGGGUAGAAGAGUUUGCCUUUAAGAUCCUCUGGAGUCAUUUUCUGGUACAGACUGUGAAAAGAAUGCAUUGAAAAUUCUGGCCGAUAGUGGAAAUAUUGGCAUAACCCCCAACUUAGUAUAGCAGUCCUUCUCUUUGGUAGCACCUCAUAAUAGAAGAAAAAUGUAUGGAAGUGCAAGAACAAUCACCAAUCUGGAAGGCAGUCCUUCCAGAUCUCCUCGUUUGCCAAGGUCUCCUCGUUUGGGCCACAGAAGAACAAGCAGUGGGGGAGGUGGAGGAACAGGCAAGACACUGUCCAUGGAGAAUAUCCAGUCCCUUAAUGCAGCCUAUGCUACAUCUGGACCUAUGUAUCUGAGUGAUCAUGAGGGAGUGGCUUCGACAACUUACCCAAAGGGCACCAUGACUCUGGGAAGGGCCACAAAUCGAGCUGUAUAUGGAGGCCGAGUCACAGCCAUGGGGAGUAGUCCCAAUAUUGCUUCUGCUGGACUUUCCCACACAGAUGUUCUUUCAUACACGGAUCAACAUGGUGGUCUGACUAGCUCAUCCCAUCAUCACCACCACCAGGUCCCUUCCAUGUUGAGGCAGGUAAGGGAUAGCACAAUGUUAGACCUUCAAGCCCAGCUCAAGGAACUUCAGAGAGAGAAUGACCUCCUCCGGAAAGAACUAGACAUCAAGGACAGCAAGUUAGGAUCUUCCAUGAACAGUAUCAAGACGUUCUGGAGUCCUGAGCUCAAAAAGGAGAGAGUCUUGAGGAAAGAAGAGGCAGCCCGAAUGUCUGUCCUCAAGGAGCAGAUGAGGGUUUCCCAUGAAGAAAAUCAGCACCUGCAGUUGACAAUCCAAGCCCUUCAGGAUGAGCUUCGGACCCAGAGAGACCUCAAUCACCUCCUGCAGCAAGAGAGUGGCAACCGUGGAGCUGAGCACUUCACCAUUGAGCUGACUGAGGAGAACUUCCGGCGGCUCCAAGCUGAGCAUGACAGACAAGCUAAGGAGCUGUUCCUCUUAAGGAAGACCUUAGAGGAAAUGGAGCUGAGAAUUGAAACACAGAAACAGACCCUCAACGCCCGAGACGAGUCGAUUAAAAAGCUUCUUGAGAUGUUGCAAAGUAAAGGUUUGCCUUCUAAAAGUCUCGAGGAUGACAAUGAACGGACACGGCGGAUGGCAGAGGCUGAGUCUCAAGUCAGCCACUUAGAAGUGAUUUUAGACCAGAAAGAGAAGGAAAACAUACAUCUUAGAGAGGAAUUGCACCGAAGGAGCCAACUUCAGCCGGAGCCAGCAAAGACGAAGGCUCUCCAGACUGUCAUUGAAAUGAAGGACACAAAAAUCGCUUCAUUGGAGCGAAACAUAAGGGAUCUGGAGGAUGAGAUCCAGAUGUUAAAAGCCAAUGGUGUGCUGAACACUGAGGACCGCGAAGAAGAGAUCAAACAAAUAGAGGUUUACAAAAGUCACUCCAAGUUCAUGAAAACCAAGAUUGAUCAACUGAAGCAGGAGCUUUCAAAGAAGGAGUCAGAACUUCUUGCCUUACAAACAAAGCUUGAAACCCUUAGCAAUCAAAAUUCAGAUUGCAAGCAACACAUUGAAGUGCUUAAAGAGUCGCUUACUGCCAAAGAACAGAGGGCUGCCAUCCUUCAGACCGAGGUGGAUGCGCUGAGGUUACGAUUAGAGGAGAAAGAAUCUUUUCUCAAUAAAAAAACAAAACAGCUGCAGGACCUAACAGAAGAGAAGGGGACACUGGCCGGAGAGAUUCGAGACAUGAAGGACAUGUUAGAAGUGAAGGAAAGAAAAAUCAAUGUUCUUCAGAAGAAGAUUGAAAACUUGCAAGAACAGCUUAGAGAUAAAGACAAACAACUAACCAAUCUGAAAGACAGAGUAAAGUCCUUGCAGACGGAUUCCAGUAAUACGGAUACUGCGCUAGCAACACUCGAAGAGGCUUUGUCAGAAAAGGAGAGAAUAAUUGAGCGUUUGAAAGAACAGCGGGAGAGAGAUGAUCGGGAAAGACUAGAAGAGAUAGAAUCUUUCCGGAAAGAGAACAAAGAUCUGAAAGAGAAGGUCAAUGCUUUACAAGCUGAACUGACUGAAAAAGAGUCUAGUUUAAUUGACCUCAAGGAACAUGCAUCUUCAUUAGCCUCAGCAGGACUGAAAAGGGACUCCAAAUUAAAAUCUCUAGAAAUAGCCAUUGAACAAAAGAAAGAAGAAUGUAGCAAAUUGGAAGCACAGUUAAAAAAGCAAGCUGAGCAGUUGUUCAAUCAGAUGUACAAUCCAGCUCAUAAUGUUGAAGAUGACUCCAGGAUGAACCCCGAGUUUGCAGACCGAAUAAAACAACUUGAUAAAGAGGCAUCUUACUACCGUGAUGAGUGUGGCAAGGCCCAAGCGGAAGUUGACCGGUUGCUGGAGAUCCUCAAGGAGGUGGAGAAUGAAAAGAAUGACAAGGACAAGAAGAUUGCAGAACUUGAGAGCUUGACUCUCAGGCAUAUGAAGGAUCAGAAUAAGAAGGUGGCCAACCUCAAGCACAACCAACAGUUGGAAAAGAAGAAAAAUGCCCAAUUACUGGAAGAAGUCCGCAGGCGAGAAGAUAGCAUGGCUGACAACUCACAGCACUUGCAGAUAGAGGAACUGAUGAAUGCAUUGGAGAAGACCCGACAGGAACUGGAUGCCACCAAGGCACGCCUGGCCUCCACGCAGCAGUCUCUGGCUGAAAAAGAAGCGCAUUUAGCCAACCUCCGGAUAGAAAGGAGAAAACAGCUGGAGGAGAUCCUGGAGAUGAAACAGGAAGCACUGCUUGCAGCAAUCAGUGAGAAAGAUGCAAAUAUUGCCUUGCUGGAAUUGUCUGCUUCCAAAAAGAAAAAGACACAGGAAGAAGUUAUGGCCCUCAAGCGGGAAAAAGAUCGACUUGUGCAUCAGUUAAAGCAGCAGACCCAGAACAGAAUGAAGCUGAUGGCAGAUAACUAUGACGAGGACCACCACCAUUACCACCACCACCACCACCACCACCACCACCGGUCUCCUGGGAGGUCGCAACAUUCCAAUCACAGGCCCUCUCCCGACCAGCGAUCAGAAGAGCUAACUAAAGGGGAAACGCAGCUCUGCAGCAAUAUUCUGAUAAUCUGUUGCAGCGUGGCUCACGUCACUGGCCAUCACCACCUGGAACGCUCAUCAGGACUGGAAGAGGGGCUUUCGUUGUCAUUAUGGCGCACAGUUCUGUUCAACUUGAUAUUUCCUUUAUCAUCUCAUGUCAUUUCUCAUGGAUUCAGAUAUGCUGGACAGGAAGAAUGAGGAGGAGGAGGAAAACGACAGAUCCUCCUUUUUUUAGGGGGGGUCGGGAUUUGGGCAUUUAAAAUGUGAUCAUCUCUUCUGAAUGUCAUUAUUUGAUACGUUUUAUUUAUGUUACUUAAACAUUGUGGGGUAAAUUUGAACUCCAUGUGGCUUCAGCUUCUGUUGGACCACUAGCUUCAUCUCCAGUUUUUCUGCUGGUUCAGUCGAAGUGGUCAUUCCUAAUGCAUUAGAUUAUCAAAAGUGUAAAUUCUGUGAGUGAAUGGUGUUGGCCGUGUUUGUAUACCACGAUGCAUGGAGUGUUUGACGAAGAAACCAAAACACCAAAAAUGGCGAGCCUUUACCCUCCUCUAUUUCUUUAAUCCGCUGUGUGAAGAACCACAUUUUGAUGGUGUAACCAGUAGUUACCUCUGGGCCAGGUUGGAAAUGAAAUCAAUUUUUUAAACCACUAAUAUCUGCCAAGAAAUCGCCUUAUGAGAACAUGGUGUGUGUCUCUGACAAAGCAUGGCACAUCUAAAUCGAUCAUUCAUGAUUUUAUCUACCCUGUCUUUGGACUGGAGAGUGGCAAAAGCCUGAGGCACCCGCACCCUUCUAUCCCAUGCGGCCCACACAUCCCCGUGGCAGGGAUGUGCCCAGCCUCAGGCUCUUACCAUUCUCAAACACGCAGGUCUCCACGAAGAAGCUGGGACUCAUUCACAUUUCCAGAUCCAAAUGCUGUGCAAACAGUAUAAGCUUCGAUCUUCUGUAAAUGAAGGGUCAUUUCUCAUUUUUUAAAAAAAUGUCUCCAACAUGGAUUCCAAAGCAUUUUCGGCAUCAAACAUGAAAACAUUGAUGAAUGAGGAAUAAUCACAAGAGCUGUGUAUCUGUCUACAGCGCUACACAGCAUGUGUGUGGGUACAGAGUCAUUAUUUAAAGCACAUGCCAGGGAAAGAGACCAAAUUUGGAAGUCUUUUACAUACAGUGACAUGGUACUAAGGAGAAUUUAACUCCUACUGCUUUCUCUGAAGAUUAAACAAUAAGGAAAGUUGUUAUAACUUCAUAGAACUCACGACCAGUCUGGCAAACGUGUGCAACUCCCGCAUUGAUCCACUUUCUUGUCAAGGGAAGAAAGCCUUCCACAGGUAUGCAAGUGGGAGGUGAAAAUCUGCAUUCUUAAAAGGAUAAACAGUGAAGCUAAGCAUGAGUGGCCUUAAUAAAUACAGUUGUCUUUCUUUGCUGCUGUGGGAAGGAUUCUAACAUUUCAGAUGUUCCUGAAGUCUUGCAUUGAAUUUAGUUGUUAUUAUUACUUUUCAAAAUGUUGGUGCAAUUAACUCCGGACCUCUCCCGUGAGCCAUAGAGAUAUUUAAAAGACAGACACCUUAUUUGUCGGGGAAGAUGAAACCGUGUCUGAGUUGCACUGUUCAUCCUUGGUGCAUUAGGAGUAAUAUUUUCAAGCAGGUUUCUUUGCUUCUGGCUUUGUUCUUGUUGUCAGUAAGUAUAACGAACUACGUAAAGCUUUCGUGUUGCAUAAACAAUCCAAAUACAUUCAUGUUUAAAAAGUUUGUCCUUUAACUAUCAAAGGGAUUUAGGACCUUGACCGGAGAAGAGAGCAGAGUUCUUUGCAAGCGUUUAUAGCACAUUUUGACAUAAUGUCGCACUGAAAACCCAGGCCACACAAACGUGUCCCCGUGAACAAUUUGGGUGCCCUCAAAAAGGCGGUCCUCAUCGACUCCUGCGGCCAGAUCCUGACCUGAACUCUGCAACUGAAUACUUGAAGUAGGAGUAGGAAAUCCACUAGGGAAAAUAGGGUCCUCAAAACAGAAAAAGCAACCAACCACGUAUAGUUAGCUAUUUCUAAGUAUGUGCCAAUUUUGUCCCAGCUAUUGUUUGGGGGGGGCAUUUUUUGCUCCACUUUUGUUGAUUUAAAGUAUUAUCAAUCUUAGCGUUACAGGGGCAUAUUAUUUAGUCCCUUAAAAAUUAAAUUCCGUCUGACAUAGCAUCUUUUCCCAUUUUGUGUAACAUUCUCUGAUGUUUGGGGGUUACCAAAAAAACCCCUUUUCACAAAAAUAGUCUCUGGGUUUACAACAAACACUGUGAUGUUGGGGAGAUAUUUCCUUUGCGCAAAACGUUAGCAGGUACCCCUCUAAUCAUAAUGAAGUUGAAAAAAAAUAGUUGAGGCUAACAUUUAGGAGAAGUUGGUCUUCUUGCCUUGUGCAAAAGCAGGCUUGUACUUUAUACCCCAUUUGAUUUUGAUGUACAGUCUCGGUUUUGUAUUUAAUGAUUUUUGUGUAUCCAGUAUGCACGUGAACAGCGUGUCAACUUUCAUUUGAAAGUGGGUUUCAAUUUACUUUUUAAACAGUGUUUAUGAUGAGACCUCAAAUGUGUUGACAUAAGCUCUAUCUGAGAUGUGUUUGUGCAGAGUGGCAUUUGAAUGCUGCCAGGGGUCAGUGUAUCUAAUUCCCAGAGACCCUUGUUUGAUAGUGCUUCUUGUCAUUUUUCUUCAAGUGAGUGGCAUGUGGGUUGUGAAUAUUGACCAUGUGAUUAUGGAUUUCGAUAUGAAAACAAUAAAUAAAACUAAGGAACCCUCAGAAACUACCAGUGGGCAUGUAUUAGCCAGUCAUUGUAACCUUGUGUCUAGUAGAAGUACAACAGCACUCAAGGUAUGUACAGUUCAGAACUUUGUUAUCCUGUGUAUGAGAAGUACUUUGUGCUGAUCGCCUUAUUUCUAUUCAUCAAAUAAACUUUGU
Zalophus californianus (California sea lion) is the source of this 6204-nucleotide messenger RNA. RefSeq names its product ELKS/RAB6-interacting/CAST family member 2 (gene ERC2). Gene Ontology annotation, cellular component: cytoskeleton of presynaptic active zone. Gene Ontology annotation, biological process: regulation of synaptic plasticity; neuromuscular synaptic transmission; maintenance of presynaptic active zone structure. The record is from RefSeq and is a predicted model, not a curated record. The coding region runs from base 374 to 3481 and encodes 1035 amino acids. Gene Ontology annotation, molecular function: structural constituent of presynaptic active zone. The transcript has 19 exons. NCBI's taxonomy places the organism in Eukaryota, Metazoa, Chordata, Mammalia, Carnivora, Otariidae.